Cooperia oncophora is the source of this 1972-nucleotide messenger RNA. The record is from the annotation of a GenBank genome assembly. NCBI's taxonomy places the organism in Eukaryota, Metazoa, Nematoda, Chromadorea, Rhabditida, Trichostrongylidae.
GCUUGAACUUGCGAGAAAUCUGGAAUCACUGGAUGCUGAACACUUCCCAUUGAACGCUCUUCAUGCAACCUCAACUUUCGAACGUAUUCUUCAGAGGCAGGUAGCUGAGACGAUCACAGGAACGCGUCAGGCAGAGCUGGCGUAUGUUGGAUGCACGCUCCGAUCUGAUGCCCACGGAAAGCAGCUGAGAUUAACGGAACUCGAUAAAUAUAGUGUCAAUCUCAAGAUGAUCGAGAGGCUAAAGACUGUAUAUAACUGCCCUCUUAGUUACAAUAGCUACGUGGGUUUGAAUUCGGAGCAAAUAUGUCAUCAAAUCUUGCAACAGUCAGUCCAAAAUCCGAACUUGAUGAAGAAGAAUGUGGAAAGAUACGCACGUCAGUUCAUGGCUGAGCACAAUCUGGAACCGGAUGAGACCCUUUACCGCUACAUCGAGGCGGUAUCGUCGCGGUCACGAGGUAUGGUCGGAAUUACGAGCGCAUGGCAUGAUCAGUGCCUUAUGAUAUCAGAGACGAUUGAUAAUCUUUCGAUAAGGUCUAAAGCAGUCUGCAUGGUAGCUAAAGGAUCCCAUCCUCCAUGGAACAGACGUCUGUCAGAGGCUGUGCAAUCGGUGCUGAAGAAUCCACAAGUUGAUCAAGACAUCAAAAAAUCCUUGGAAAGCAUAUGCCGUUGUGCGGAUCUUGGUCAGAUGCUGAUGUCAUACUCUACUUCCAUAGGAAUGCUGGACUCUAUUCUAGCAACUGAGUACAAUCUAAUCAAGUUCAUUCGUUUCAUGUUCACCCACGACAGAUAUAACAUUGCUCAACGUCUUGCGGAUGCUGUAAAGGUGGUUGGCAUUUACUGCGAACUGAACGAGAGACAUUCACCUCUAGUGUCCCUUAAACGUAUCUAUGCUUUAUACGCUGAACAUCUUCAACGAAGCAAUUCACAGGAGUUGACAGUGCUGCAGUUCUUGGAUGAGCUGCGUGCAGAUAAAGGUGAUCAGUUCCUGAGUGAUGUAGCUUCCCAUCUUGUAGACGGCUGGAUCAAAGAAAUUGACAGUGCUGUCACUAUAUGGACGGAGGACCGCUACAAUAUGUAUGUCACCACCCCGCAACUUGACAUGAAGGAAUGGCGAGAAGCAACUCUGAAGAACUUUAUCGAACGUGAAGAACGUUCACUGCUAGACGAGUUGACAGUGCUGCAGUUCUUGGAUGAGCUGCGUGCAGAUAAAGGUGAUCAGUUCCUGAGUGAUGUAGCUUCCCAUCUUGUAGACGGCUGGAUCAAAGAAAUUGACAGUGCUGUCACUAUAUGGACGGAGGUGUCUGUUGCUCAACGCAAACGACUCGUAGCAUCUGCUAGUAGUGUGAUUUUGCGCUUCUUGAACAAGGACCCUCAUUACAUGGAACUCUACCAGCAGCUGAGCUCGAUCGAGAUUCUACAGGACCGCUACAAUAUGUAUGUCACCACCCCGCAACUUGACAUGAAGGAAUGGCGAGAAGCAACUCUGAAGAACUUUAUCGAACGUGAAGAACGUUCACUGCUAGACGUGUUCGCCUUUUCAAGAACUCUCGGAAUGUCAAGAGAUGAAGCCAGCAGAUUAGCUAUCAAAUUGGCAAUUGAUUCUGGGAAUACUAUGGGAGCUCUUACUAUCAUAAGGUCAGUUUGGAACUAUUUUUUCCUGAGUUUCGGGAUGCUCUUCGGAAAUGUUCCGAACGCCUCUCCUGAAGUGGCAGAAGCAUGCGUUCAUGGAUGUGAAUUUGUACUCUGGCGUCUGCAGGAAGUUAUUGGGAACCCUGAUUCACCAGCUGAUGCAGAGAUUGUGGAACAGUCUAUCGACUCCAUUGUUAUUUUGUCGAGGGUUCUUCGAAUUCUCGAACCGAUCACCACACAUUCGUUGUAUUUACAAGAAGCAGUUGCCAGAGUAAGUACCACCAAUUUGUUGGCACUAAACAACCCGUGGAAUCGAAAAUUUCAAGAAUUUUUGCUGCUAUAA